Drosophila gunungcola (fruit fly) is the source of this 2519-nucleotide messenger RNA. Its product is annotated as ecdysone-induced protein 74EF-like. Lineage: Eukaryota; Metazoa; Arthropoda; Insecta; Diptera; Drosophilidae. The coding region runs from base 663 to 2519 and encodes 618 amino acids. The transcript has 3 exons. The record is from RefSeq and is a predicted model, not a curated record.
UGUCUUCGCAGCGCGCGCGUUCGCAUCGGAAAUCAGAAAAGCUGGCGAGCAUUUAAAAACAAAUUCGGCAAGUACAAUAGUUAGUUUUUUUCUUCAAAUGGCUAUGUCGUCGCAGGUUUUUCGUCUGCAAAAAUCGUCGUUAUAAACCUUUAAUCGUUUAUCGUUAUUUUCUUACAUUCGCGUUUUCGUUAUUCGUUAAAAAAAUACUUGUUACGCAUUUAAAAAAAAAAAAAAAACAAAAAUUCAAAGCAGUGAAACCCAAAACAACAAAAUUUUGGCUGCUUUUCGUGUUUUGCGAGUACGCGUGUGUUUUUGUGUGAGUGAGUGCAGCAAAAAAUAAAACCAAAAAGCAACAAAUAAAUAAAUUGAAAACAAAAGCAAAUCAAAGGCAAAAUUUUUGCAAAGCAUUGCCAAUCCGAAAGGUGUAAAUAAUUGAGCCAAAAACUUGGCCCUUAUGCUUAACCAAGCUCAAAUCAUAUGACUUCGUUUGAACAGCAGCAAAAUGACACUUUCAGCAACAAUGUGCAAAGAAAAUUCCAAUAAUUUACCACUGUUGUCACAACAUAAUCUCAAUUUGAAAUCUCUGAUUUAUGAGAAGGAACCAAGAAAUUACUAAACAACAACUGAAGUGAGUUGCAUUCGAAUUACAGAUAUCAAUAAAAAUGGCAACUGCUGUCUUGGAGGUUAAUGAAAGCAAGUUGGAGUUGGUAUGCGAUGAGUGCGACUAUUAUGGCUCAACAGACACGAUAUUUAUCGAUAACAGCACUCAAACUGAUGGCUAUGAUGACGAUGAAUCGGAGCUUAAGCCCCUGAAACCUAGAUUGAGUCAAAUUGUUGAAGAGGAUAUGGAAAUUGAAGGGGCAAUUAAAGAGGAAGUUGAAAUACAAGUGGAAACAAAUGGAAUGCAAAGCGAUGAUAAUGACGACAGUGAUGGAAAAGUUGCGAUAAAUGGUGACGAAUCGAAGGAGGAAGAGGACAUCUUAGAAAAAACUCUUGUAAAAGAACAUGAGCCAAAUGUUGUCGAGGUGCCAAUUGUAUCCGAUGAAGACGGGGAAAUCGAUGAUGUGGCCAGACUCACAGGUCUAGCUUUGGGUAUGGGCUAUGCCCGAAUCAUAGACUACGAUAACUUGCGCAUAAUCGAACAUGUUAUCGAAAGCGAUGAUGAGGACGAUAACGAUGAGACUGCAGCCUGUCACGACUUGGUGACUUUCAUAGGUGAAAGUUAUCAGGUAAUCGAAAGGUCAGGUUAUAGUCGUGAACCGCGGGCAAUUUUGCCGGUGGUGGACAACAAUAAUAAUAAUCGCAGCAGCGAAAUAUCCACAAAUGGCCGUGGGCCCAUCAGCGAUAGAUCGAGGUCCGGCCGCAAAGUGCAAAACGGAGAGCAAGCAAAUCAAAAGGCCUCCACUAGUGCAUCUGCAAUCAGCAGCAGCAGAAACAGCAGCACUAACAACACCACAGCGGCAACAUCUACCAGCAGUGCAUUGAUAAAGGCCUAUAAGUCGAAUCUUACCCCAUUGGCGCCACCCUUUCAGCCUGCUGCCUUGAAGGCCAAGCAACUGCAGCAGUCAUCGCUGGCUAGCGGCAACAUGUCGUCGGUUACGACGACAACAACAACGGCCUUGGGCUAUACCGCCUACGAGCAGACAACGGUUUAUUACCAGCAGCAAAUUCAACAGCAGCAGCAGCAACAACAGCAGCAACAGCAACAGCAACAGCAACAGCAACAGUUGUCACCCAAGCAGCAGCAGCAGCAACAGCAACACUGUGCUCAACAUGCCGGCCUGCCGCAUAUUCAUGGCGCCCAGCUACUGCCCGUGCAAUUGAUUACCUUGCAACCAAAUGGAGUAACAGCAGCAGCUGCGGCAGCCGCAGCAGCAGCAACAGCAGCAGCAGCCGCCGGAGCAACACCGGCAGCAACAGCAGCGGGUGGUGCCACAGCAACAUCUUUGACUGGCGCCGCUUGGCCACUUGUGGAGGCGCCAAUUUACAUCGACAUCAAUGGCGAAUAUCGCAGCUUUUGCCCGGCACAUGGACCGCCGGCAGUGACAGCCCCAAAUGGCGCCAUUGCCCAUCAUCCCCAAAUACACACUCAUACCCAUGCCCAUUCACAUGGCCAUCCCCAUCCCCAUCCCCAUCCGCAUCACGCAGCACAGCAGCAACAGCAACAGCAGCUUCAUCAUCACCAUCAGCAACAUGGGCAGCAUCAGCAACAUUUGACGCCAGCGGCUGUGACAAAUGUUAAUGGAAACAUUGCACAGGCAGCAGCAGCGGCGGCCGCAGCAGCAACAGCGCCUAGAUUGCUGCUGCAACUGGACGCAGCAACUGUCCAGCAGCAACAACAGCAGCAGCAACAACAACAAAUCGUGGCCGCUAGCAAGCGUAGCAAAGUUUAUCGAGAUUCGGGAUCAAUAAUUUAUUUGCUAAUUCGUUUCUCCCUGUGCACCUCCUACUACCCCCUUAAAUCGCCACCCCCUAGCCUGCUAUUCGGAACAAGUUGCAAGUCGCCGCCGCAUCGCUAA